UAUGUUCCGGUUCGCGCAAAACCUGACACUCGACAACCAUCAGCCUCGCCUCGGCAGCCAGCACCCAAAAACCAUCUAUCCAUCCCUCAACCAUCUUCCCUCUUUCUCACAACGCACCAAACCUUCAUCCAUCCCACCCACAAAAUGAAUUUCGGGGUCCUCGAAAUCGCGCCUUCAAAAGCCGCUCCCGCCCCAGGCUGGGCAUACGUCCCAGAUAUUUCCAGCACGCCACAAAUCGGCUUACAGCCUUCGUCGCGUCGCGCGCGCGGUCCCAAUAGUGCGGGUGCGGGCGCCUUGAAUGCGCAUGAGACGACGAAGAAACAGGAUGCGAAGAUUUUGAGGGAGUUGCAGUUGUUGGAUCGGGAGAAUCAUAGGGAUGUUAGUAUACCGGUUAUGGCGAGGGGUGGUGGGAGAGGUUGGUUUUUUUUCUUUUUGUGUGGUUUGUUUUCUUUUUUUGGGGGAGGGAGUGAGGAGGGAAUGAGGAUGUGGUAAAUGGGACGAGAGAAUAUAUUAUAUAUUUGCAAUUGCUAACUGAAUCGCAUAUAUAUAGUAACUCAAGGUAAACUAACCCCCGCCGUACGCAAAAUCCUCGCCUCUCAAAAAACUUUCGCAAAUCAUCUCUCCGACUACGAAGCUCUCGCCUCCCUCCCAUCUACCUCCACAUCCACAACUCAACAACCCGCAUCCCCUGCAGUAUCUACUCCCCAAGCAUCAACCCCAGGCCCCGGUCUAACCAGCACCGGUAAAAGAAGCCACAAAAGAAAAGAACCCCUCCCACCUGGCAUCGACCCCCCCAAGCGAAGCCACAAAAAAAAAGAUCCAAACGCACCAGCCAUCUCAACCCCCUUGAGAAAAUCCUCCACUCCAUCCCUCAAACCCGAGCUCCCUCCUAUAUCUACCCCCAUCCUCACACCCUUCAUCACUACCCUCGCAUCGCCUAAACCGCAUCCGAGAGAUACUGACCCGUUGCUCAUUUCUCGCGUGCCUAAUCUCCCAAGUCAGGAGGAAAUGGAAAGAUUAUUGGCGGUGCCGCCGUUGAGUUAUAAUGAGGCGAGGGGCGGUUGUACGGAUGAGGAUAGACGGAAACCCGGGAGGCUCUUUUGUGAGGUUUGUGGAUAUUGGGGUAGAGUGAAGUGUUUGAGGUGUGCGGGGAGGGUGUGUGCGUUGGAGUGUUUGGAGGUGCAUAAGGAGGAGUGUUUUGCUAGGUAUGGGGCUUGAGAGAGGAAGGAGAGGAGGAAGGGGAGGGGGAAUGGGAAGAGAAGGGGAGAAGGGUUAUUGGUUUUGGUUUUGUGUACUUUUUAUGGAUACCCGGAAUGGAAAAUGCGCGGAGUUGUAUUAUGUUAUAUUACAUUAUGAGAGGGGAACGGAAGGAAAAAGGAAUCAAAGGAAAAGCAUGAUAUGCAAAAAUAUAAGGGUUUGCUACCUAAUAGUAAUACUACAUACAAAAAUCUCAAAUGUCUCAGCCUAUGAGCCUGCAGAAGAAUCAAUCACUACCCAUGUAACCUUACCUAGCUAGGUAGGUAGAUAGAUGUGGAUUCUCUUUUUCGACUUCGAGUUUGGACUUGGUAUGUAUAUAUGUAUACUAGAUAGGUA
Molecule: messenger RNA, 1593 nt
Organism: Sclerotinia trifoliorum
Lineage: Eukaryota; Fungi; Ascomycota; Leotiomycetes; Helotiales; Sclerotiniaceae
Source: the annotation of a GenBank genome assembly